AUGACGUCGCUGCGCCUCCUCCUGCUGGCAACGUCGGCCGUCGCCAUCAAGCUGCGCCUCCUCCACGACGAGUGCGUGAGCGUCGCCGGCGAGGCGGCCAUCGCCGUCCUGUUCCACUUCGAGUACGACCCGCAGACGGAGCUCGCCGACGUGCGGCGCAUCCGGCGCGCGUGCUGCGCCGCGGACCUCGCGCUCGGCGAGGCCGUCCGGUGCGCGGACCUCGCGUCGGCGCAGCGCGCGCUCGCGAAGCGCGGCGAGGCCGCGGCGCGGGCGGGGUUCGCGCACCUCUACGACGGCGACGACGACGGCGUCUUCCUCGUCUCGAAGACGAACGCCGUGAACGCGAGCCUGUGGCUCGCGGACGACGCGGGCGCGCGGCUCACGGAGGUCGCGCGCCUCGACGCGCCCUGCGACGUCGACGUCGCCGCGCCGAACCGGCCGCUCGCGAUGGCCGUCCCGUUCGAGGGCCUCGAGGCCACGCAGGCCUGGCUCGAGGCGACGCUGAAGCGCAACGUCGUCGACGCGCCCGGGCCCGUCUACGACGACGAGGAGGUCAUCAAGAUCGCGGCCGUGGCGAACCCGUUCCUCGAGUGGGCGCUCCGGCGCGGCGACGCCGCGAGCUACGCCGCGCGGUGGGCGGACCACUACGGCGGCCUCGGCAGGGCGAUCGUCUACCGCGCCGAGGACCUGGGCGACCUCCCGAACGUGCGCCACUUCAUCCGCAAGACCGCGAGCCAGACGGGCCGCGGCGUCGUCGACGCGGCGACGUUCGCCGCGCCGCCGGUCGUCGACCGCGUCCUGGACUCGCGGCGCGUGCUGCGGGUCUGGCGCGACGGCGAACUGCGCGUCCUCGACAAGGACAGCGGCGCCCCCGUCGUCGCCGCGACCGCGCGCGAGAUCAAGGCGCUCGCGGCCGCGCUGCCGCCGGCGCUCACGGCGACCUUCGCGUACCUCCCCUGGUACUUCGUGCACGUGCCCAAGACCGGCGGCAAGUACGUCCGCGACCUCCUGCGGCGCUGCGCGCCCCUGGUCAACUACGGCCACCACUCCGCGGCGCGGGGCGCGGAGCACUUUCUGACGCUGCGGGAGCCCGCGGACCGCUUCGAGUCGAUGCUGACGAUGCGGCUCGCGGAGCGGAAGCCCCGGCUCGACUGGCCCGGCGACCGCGUCGACUUCGACGACGCGAAACGCGCGCCCCUCGACGCGACGCUCGCCGCGUUCGCGGACGAGGACCUGCUGAACUUCGCGCCGUUCCGGACCUUCGGAUUCUACGCGAGCGACAAGUCGACGAUCCUCUGCCGGCCGGGCGACGCGUUCGCGUUUCUCGACGCCUUCGGGGUCGUCGACCGCGACCCGGCCUGCGCCGCGGCGCCGCCGGCGCCGGCCAAGGCCGCGCGCGCGCAGGGCCGCUUCUCCGAGGCGUCGCGGGACCGCAUCCGCCGCGUCUUCGCGGACGACACGAGCCUGUGGCGACGCGCCUGCGCGUAA
This is a messenger RNA of Aureococcus anophagefferens, 1488 nucleotides long. RefSeq lists its product as hypothetical. The coding region runs from base 1 to 1488 and encodes 495 amino acids. NCBI's taxonomy places the organism in Eukaryota, Pelagophyceae, Pelagomonadales, Pelagomonadaceae. The record is from RefSeq and is a predicted model, not a curated record. The transcript has a single exon.